Molecule: messenger RNA, 378 nt
Organism: Prorocentrum cordatum
Lineage: Eukaryota; Dinophyceae; Prorocentrales; Prorocentraceae
Source: the annotation of a GenBank genome assembly
AUGGCGAUCGACCUGCGGAUGACCGGUUUUCAGGACAGCCUGGACAAAGCCAUGGGCCGGGUGCGCGCGGUGCUCGACGCGGCAAGGUGCCCCUGCUUCGCCUCGGAUGCACACCACCAGUACUCCGACAAGUACCUCCUCGCCGAGUUCAUGACGCGCGCUGCGAUGGCCUCCCAGGUGAAUUGCCUGUCAACGCUGGGCCUCGAUGCCGAGAGGCUCUCGCGGCUUCGUGCCUGGGCGGCAUCGCAGGCCGUUUUUUCCUGGAGUUCACCGCCGAAGAGCGCUGCGGUUUUGCCCGGGAGGGCACCCGAGAGGUGGCGAGUGCGACGAAGGUUGUGGAUGAGGUGUCCGUCAUGGGCUCGGUCCGAAGCGCGCUGA